Messenger RNA from Symbiodinium necroappetens, 841 nucleotides. NCBI's taxonomy places the organism in Eukaryota, Dinophyceae, Suessiales, Symbiodiniaceae. The record is from the annotation of a GenBank genome assembly.
GAGAUGACACAUCACGCACUCAUUGCCAGCAUCCGGAUCAUUAGACACUUCCACCUCCCCCGACCCGCCGUGCAGCAGAAUGCCAACUAUGCGGUCAAAGACCUGGACAACGCAUACCGACGAAACGACCCACGCAUACAAGCACUCCAACAGCAAAUUCAAAGGCGACUACUGGAUGCGGCAACACCCACCGCUGAGACACUGAAUCACAUGCUAAUUCAGGAGGUGACAAACAUCUUUCCCACACAGUCCCGUGGGAAACAAGGUCGAGGCAGAUCUACGGCAGUGCUCCGCGUGUUUUUCCUUGCUUGGCGAGAACAACUUACACUGCCAGAUGGGGAAGGUGGAUCCGUCACGUCCCUACCCACCCAGGUGUAUCACAUGUGGCAACGUCGCAGGGACUUACUCAAGAGUAGACUGUAUGACGCCUCGGGUAUAAUCCGGACAUGGAAGUGGAUAGUUUUGUACCUCAAGGCGGGCCGACAAAGUAAGCAGUUUCAUGCCCAAAAUCAACGAGCCCUUACUCUUGGUAACCUGCAGCUCGCUGAAAAGGCAGCACAGCACCACAACACCAAACGUCUCUUCGGCAUAGUCAAGCGCAUGAUACCCUGGAAGCCCAAGCCUCGCAUCAUGCUGCGGCACCCGGACGGCACCCCCAUGUCACUCCUGCAAGAGCACAAAGCCCUGGUUCAGCACUGCACACAGCUCUUUGCCCCUGAUGCUGAGCCACCACGCAGACCUGGCACCCGACUGACGCUACCGCUCACGGAAGCAGAAUGGCGUGUACAGCUACAGCGCACCCCAAUAGGAAAGGCCGUGCCAGCGGACCACAGCGUGGAAG